AUGAAAAAUAUACAAAAAAUAAUCAUAAUAGGAUUAAUAGCAAUUCACAUUCAUCCCGGUUAUUCAUCAGGUUUCGGAAAAUGUCCCAAUUAUCCGUCAAUGCCGAAGUUUAACGUCACUAAAUUCCUCGGAAAAUGGCUCGAAGUCGAACGCAGCUUCUACCUUCCCGAAAUUGCAACUGGAUGCGCUUCGAUGACAUUUGAGAACAGCACGGCACGCCUUGACGAAGGGAAACCGCAACUGGAAUUGGCAAUCAAGACAAUUAACUUAUGGACAGGAGCUCCUUCAGUCAGUCUCGGCAAUGCAAUCUUGGAGCAUGACAGAUCUUCCAUCAUGAAUGUUCAGCUCCAAUCACGCCUUCCAGCGGCGAUUUCUCGUUUGUUGCCUGGUUCGGGCAAAUAUCAAGUGCUUUAUACGGAUUAUGAUAAUUUUGCCAUUCUCUGGUCUUGCUCGAACUUUGGAAUUGCAUUCACCGAUCAAAUUUGGUUGUUGGGACGGGAGAAGGAUUACACGUUGGAAAUUAGAACGAAGAUUUAUGAUGCUUUGCGGCAAUUGGGAUUGGAUUCGGAUCGUUUAAUCGUGUCAAAAAAUAAGGAUUGCCCAAAUACUUUAUAAUUUUUUAUAGAACUUAAUGAAAAAAAAUAU
Messenger RNA from Culicoides brevitarsis, 645 nucleotides. Its product is annotated as apolipoprotein D. Bases 1 to 615 code for a protein of 204 amino acids. Gene Ontology annotation, biological process: response to reactive oxygen species; lipid metabolic process. Lineage: Eukaryota; Metazoa; Arthropoda; Insecta; Diptera; Ceratopogonidae. Gene Ontology annotation, cellular component: cytoplasm. The transcript has 3 exons. The record is from RefSeq and is a predicted model, not a curated record.